AUGACAGUAAAAGCCAUUUUAUGCCCUAUUAAGUUGGGAAACAUCCAAUUGGAACAUAGGGUUGUUCUUGCACCCUUAACAAGAUUGAGAGCAACUGUAGAAGGAGUUCCUACCGACUUACAAUUGGAGUAUUACCAACAAAGAGCUUCAAAGGGAGGUCUGCUAUUGUCAGAAUGUGCUGGAAUUAGCCCAAUUGCUAGAGGUUACCCUCAGGGACCUGGAAUUUUCAAUCAAGCACAAAUUGAUGGAUGGAAGAAAAUUACCGAUGCAGUUCACAAGAAAGGUGGAUUUAUGUUCUUACAACUUUGGCAUAGCGGUCGUACGGGUAAAAGCCUGCCAAACGGGGACCAGAUUGUAUCAGCAUCGGCUAUCGCCGCUACUGGACAAGGCAUUCUUAAUACACCAUUUGAAGUUCCCCGUGCUCUAGAAAUUUCGGAGAUCAAGGAAAUCACAAGAGAAUUCUGUCAAGCCGCAUCGAAUGCAAUGGAAGCUGGUUUUGAUGGUGUUGAAAUUCAUUCUGCUUUUGGCUAUCUUCUGGAUCAAUUUAUUAAUACCUCGAGCAACACCAGAACUGACGAAUAUGGAGGAUCUAUGGAGAACAGAUGUAGAUUUACUCUGGAAGUCGUCGAGGCUAUUGUGAAUACUAUUGGCGCUGAACGUACAGGUAUUCGUUUGUCUCCAGGUGGAGGUGGAUUUCACAGCGCUACAGAGGAUUUUCCUGAAGUAACCUGUGCUUACAUAUUGUCUCAGUUGCAGCAACUCCACCCCACCAUGGCGUAUGUGCAUUUCAUGCAGACUCGUACCCCGGAAAACAUUAAGGACGAUUUAGCUAAAAUCUAUCGCUCUCAAUGGGAGGGCCUCGUUAUUUCAAGUGGAUUUUCAAGUGACACUACUGUGGACGCUGAAAAACAUGUGGAGAAUACUGGUGAUUUGGUGGCAUUCGGCCGUUUAUUUAUUUCAAAUCCUGAUUUGCCUGAACGUAUUCGUCAUGAUCAUCCAUUAGUCCGGGCUGAUUAUAGCACAUUUUACACCCAUGAAGCUAAAGGAUAUACAGAUUAUUCUUCAUACAAAGAAUAA
This is a messenger RNA of Mucor mucedo, 1077 nucleotides long. RefSeq lists its product as uncharacterized. The transcript has a single exon. Gene Ontology annotation, molecular function: FMN binding; oxidoreductase activity. The record is from RefSeq and is a predicted model, not a curated record. Lineage: Eukaryota; Fungi; Mucoromycota; Mucoromycetes; Mucorales; Mucoraceae. The coding region runs from base 1 to 1077 and encodes 358 amino acids.